CCCCACUUCGCAGUGCAGACCGGACCGCCUCUGGCCAAAGGUUGAGAGAGCCAUGUCCACGCAAUCAGAGGCGGAGGUCAAAGCUGCAAAGCGCUUGUUCAACUGGAGACUCUUCAUCGUUGGGGCUAUGAGGCUCAUUGACAGCAUGAACGUGAACAUGAUCAUGCCAUACGGACUCCAGAUGGUGGCAAUGUUUCUGAAUCAGGAAACAUCUAGUCCUGAAGCUAGUACUGCCUUUGCGUGGCUCGUUGGGCUUUACUCCUUCUUCGAGAUCAUUUUCUCACCUUUCUGGGGUGUGGUGGCGGACUGGAUCGGCAGGAGGCCUUGCCUUCUGAUUGGUAUGGCUGGGACGGCCAUGGCACCCGUCCUGAUGGGCCUGGGCCAAUCCUUGAGUGCGGUCUUCCUGUUCCGUGCCUUGGAUGGCUUUUUCUGUGGGAACCAGGCGGUGAUUCGCACCUACCUGGGAGAACUGGUCGACAAGGGCAGCGAGGCGUCUGCCUUCAGUUUUCUGGUUCUGUGCUUUGUCCUGGGCCUCAUUGCAGGGCCGUUCCUGGGUGGCUUGGCUUUCCCUGCACGUUGGUCACCGGAGCUGUUUGGCCAAACACUCUUCGAUCAAUAUCCUGUCUUCUUGCCGAACCUUUUGUUUGGAGUCUUCGCCACCAUUGUUUGCAUCAUCGGCUUCAUCUACCUGGAGGAGACAUUGCCCAAAAGCAAGCUCCGCUGGCGCAAGAAGGAAGGCCUUGAAGGCCUUGAAGGCCUUGAAGGCGAAGGAGUUGGAGUUGACCAGGAUCCUGAGGCUGCCAGCAACGCGGACAGCGUCGAGACGGCAGACACCGACACGGCAGACGCGGGCACGGCUGGCAAGAAAUGCUGCUAUUCACUGACUGUGCUCCAGGUCAUCCUCACAUUCUGUGGAAUCUCCGGUGUGGUGGAGGCACAGAACACCUUGGUUGUUUUGCUGUGGCAGUACCCGCAAUCUAUGGAUGGGUUCGGGUUCAGCCCACAGCAAGUCAGUUUAGUCCAAGUCUCAGGUGGUUUGGGUCCAGUUCUGUGUCACCUGACUUUCCUCCAUCCUUUGGUCAAGAAGCUUGGCUUCUUGAAGGUUCUCCUGCUGGGCUUUCUGAUCAACAGCAUCUCCUACAACCUUUACCCGGUCUACAGUCUCUGUGCUGAUCCGAAGUAUGGUGUUUGGAGAUACAUCAUCUUGGGCCUUGCUGAGUUUGUGGGGAUGAUUGGGACCUUCAUGAUGUUCACUGCCAUUUUUGUUUUCAUGAACCGUGCCUCCGUUGGUCUGAAUCGAGCAACGGUCAAUGGCUGGGCGAACUCCGGUCGCGCACUGAGCCGUGCGGUGUCGCCCCUUUUCGCCACAACGCUGAUGCGUGCGGCAGAAGCGUUGCCACAUGGAAUCCACAUGCCUUUCUAUGUUACAACUGGCUGCUUGGCCUUGUGUUUGGCCAUCUCAUGGACUGGGCUGCGCAAGCUGGACUCAGCAUGACACAUAUGACAAAUCAUGGCACCAGUGGGUUCCUAUGCCUUUCAUCCCGAGCAUUCCUGUCUUGAGAUGAGGAUCAUCCCAUGAUGAGCUCUGCAGGAAAGCCCUUUCCCGUUUAGUCUUCGUUUAGUAUUCGUUUAGAGUUUUGUACAGGUGGUACUUUGGCUGAGAGGCGAAAACUCGCCAUUGUGAAGUCUGUAGAGUCUGUAGAGCUCAGCCAGCGGGUCACCACAAGUGCCACAACGUUCGGGCGUUCUGAAGAAAAGGAACUGGCACUUGCGGGGCCCCUCUCAACCGUGUCCAAUUCUCUUGGCGUCCUAAGCAGGUUUUUCCAUGGGUUUUUCACCUGGGCUGAUGAUAGACAUUAGUGAAUACAUCAGGGUGCAGCAGGGUCAUGGUCUUGCGGUGAUCGAGGUGCAGUCGAGGCAAGUGACAGC
Molecule: messenger RNA, 1929 nt
Organism: Cladocopium goreaui
Lineage: Eukaryota; Dinophyceae; Suessiales; Symbiodiniaceae
Source: the annotation of a GenBank genome assembly